GUAUUUGAAAAACUGUAUGAUCAUGGUAAACACUUUAAUAUACUUGAGAAAUUUUUUACAUGUUAAUGAACUGCAUCUUUUUUUUAAAUAGUUAAUGGAAAUACAGUCCCUUCCUGGGUGUGAGGCUAGGUAUCCAGAUGUAUUGGAAUUCAUUAUUUGUUGAGUCCUGAACCUUUGAGUCUGCUUCUAACUCAGCUUAUGCCAAGGAAACUAGGCCAAGGUGAUAUCUAAGCUAUUGACCAAACCAUCUGGACUAACAAUUACAUGUGAAAUUCCACCUUGUAAAUGGGAGGAGAGGAAUAAAAGAUACCUUUAAGGAUUUAAAAAAGAUGAAAUGUACCCAAAAUAUCCAAUAAAAAAGUUUAAAAUAAAAAUAACUUAGGAAAUACAAAAUACUGCGGUGCCAUUCCACAAUCAUGAUGUGUUUCUUCUGUGAUAGCUUACAGGUUAAUUUACUUCUCUGUAACUGUUUUCUUAUUUCAAAGUAUGUAAUGGCAUCAUCUGUGGAGUGAUGGUGAGAACAAAAGCUUUUCCGAACUUGAAUAAUCGAUCCCUCCUGAGCAUGUGCUUAACAUUCUAAGCACAGGGAAAUUUCCUGAGGGGAUUAAAAAACAAAAUCCAAACAUAAAACAGGAACAACAACGAUGUAAAAACAUUCUGCAGUCUGGGUAUGAAGGCAUGUUGCAACUUUAAUCACCUUUUUAGGUAUUUCUGAUAAAUCACAUAAAAAAACAAAAAUCCCAUCACAGUCCUAGCAACAAAGAGAGAGCUGUGAGGUAGUGCCUACUGCUUUUCCCCAGAUACCCCUGGGCCUCAGGCCUGCACCCAGUGAGCUGGACCAAGAGCAGCCAGGUUGAAAUUCCUGCUGCCAUGGCAGGAUUCUGCAGGAACAUUUCCCUUUGACAACAAGGAACCUGUGUGGAGGAGACCUCUUGGUGAGUCCUCAUGGACUCUGCAUUUCCUAUUCUACAGGGAGAAGCCCUGCCAGGUCUUUGGCAAGGCCAGCCAGUUGUAUGGGGAAGUCUCUGGUCCUGUGGCAGAGGGUGAGGAAUGGCAGAAAGAAUGGCAGCUCCACUGAGAGCAAAGGUUAACCCUUCUAGGCCUAUGACCUCCUAAUUAAUUUAUCUUCUCACCCGAUGCCCUAUUCACAUUUUCUUACUAUCAUACAACUGUGAUCUUGAUGAGCAGCUGGGCUCUUGUUUUCUUAAUCAGUUCUUUGUUGUCACAGACCUUUUUAACUUACUCCAGCCCCUGAGACUUAUUCAUACCUUCUGUAUGCAGUAGGACCCUUGGUGGGACUGUCAUCUCAAAAAUAGAAGGUUAGGUAAUCCAAAAGAUUGGACUCCAGUUUACCUCAGUCCAGGAAAGAAGUCAGCCACCAUUAGUAAAAGAACAAGGGAAAAUUUACAUAGGAAAAACAAGUCCUUAAUUAGAAGAAAAGAUCCUCAACUUCUAAGGGGUGCACAUUGCACCCCUCUCUUCUGAGCUUUGUAAAGUGAUGUUGUAUAACUCUAGAUGGUAGUAAAAGGCAGAGCUCUUCCCAGAAAGGUCAAACAUGAUUUUUACUCUUACAUCUGUGAGGUGGGGUGGCAUUAUAGCACACAUUCAGGUGGAAUUAUAACACCAAGGAUAAGAAGACAAAAUCCAUAUAUCACAAUGCCAAAUGGACUCCCUGCUGAACUUAUGGACCCAUUAAAAUUGAGGUUCAACCUGAACUCAGGCCAUUCCACUCCCUUCUCAUCCUCCUGAUUCUUAUGUUUGGUAGGAGUAAAGGAUCAUGGUGCAGCCCCCAAUAUUCUCAUGCCUAGACUUGCCUAUUCAGAAAGAAUGAUAUUGGAGAAGUGAGGGCUAUGUCGUUACAAUGUAGUAACACAAGCUCCAAGUUGACAUUUGCUCACUGACGUCCAAUUUAAUUGUCUUGUUAUAUUUGAGAAAGGGAGGAUGCCCUAUUUAAUAUAUAAAAGGGAAAGAAAUUUAUUAUUUUAUAUAUGCCCUGUAGUUGGUCCCUAUGUUCCCAAGAAAAAGGAGUUUUUAUUGCAAAAAAAAAAUAGGAUUAUAGACCAUUGAUUUUGUGAAAUACAUGGAUAUGUAAUUGGAAACAAUGUCAGCUGUCAAGGACUGCACAAUAAUCAACUAUUUCUCGGUUUUAUAUAUUCAGAGGUAUAGAAGAAACAUAUUGGCCUCCAGAAAAAGGGAAAAGCUUAGGAAUCGAAAUGUAUGUCACAUCAUUGUCUCGAGUAGUAGAUUUACUUUUAAGAAAAAUCUCCCUCCUUGGCCCCUAGAGAUUUGGGUGCUAAGAAAAAUCUGUUCUCCAAUUGAGGGUUGUAAGGAACUCUCCCCAGCAAAAGCAUUGUUGACUUCUAAUGAAGCAGAGAGAAACAUCUAGCUUUGAAAUAGAGGUUGCCAAAUGGUAUUCCCAGUGACACAUGAGAGACUGGAGGAAAGGUCUCCACAGCAAUUCAUCACAUUGGAGAGAGUUGGUUAGUAGGUAGGCCAUAGAACUUUCCAGUGACAUCAUCUGUAAGCCCUUCACUGGACAAUCUUUUGUAUCUAAGAGAUCCCUAGAAUCGUCUGUGAUGUCACCAGUGUUGUGGUGACACCAACUGCCUUUGGGAUAUUUCUUCAGUUCCCUUUGGGUUCACAAGCAGGCAUGUUUCGCCAGCAGCUCAGGAUAUUUCGGAAGGAAAGGGGAGAUCAAGGAGAGAGCACACCAGGUCAGAGGGAAGCUGACCCCUUCUCUAGUGAAACAGGAAGGAGGAAAUCAUUCUGGGGAAGGCUUGGUUUUGGUAGGAAGGCAUCAUCCCAAAGUGUCAUCAGUAAGCAAGAGGAGUGUCUAAAGGAACUGGAGGAAUUCAAAUUUGAAAUCCAGAAGUGUCAAUUCGAGAGGGAUGAACUUUAUCAAAUCCUGGACCUUUAUAUCUAUGAUGAUUGGGACCACAGGCUGGAUGUCGAAUUGCCAGUCCUUCAAUCCGAACAUGAGAUGAGAAUGAUGGCUAUGCAAAUGAUGACCAACUCAAUAAGUGAUGCCAUGGAGAGGUACAAGGAGCUCAUACAAGUGAACAGUUCCUACCGCGUGAGGCACUCCCAGCUCCUGCGUGAACAAGCUCAAUUGAAGAACAAUAUACAAAUUUUGCUGAAUGAGAAGAGAAAACUGCUGGUGGAGCAGACUGAACUGCCAGCAUCCUCUGUGGAGGCAAAGAGGCUCUGUGAAGAGGCCGGAAUGAACAUCUGUGACCCCAGUGCCAAGCAACAGCAGGUCUGAAAUUCUCCAGCAGAAACUUGAACAUGACACAGACCAGGACAAGAUCUCCCUUGGAGAGAAGUGCUACAGGAGGUGGACUAAGUGUGCACAGCAAAUACACCACUACUGCAUCUCAUCUGUAAUGUCCAUAGCAAUUGUGGACUGCAUUUUCCUCCUUUAGUUUAACUUCUUUGGAUUGAAUAGGCCUUACUUUCAUCUCGGCUCUAUCCAGCAAGUGUAUACAUUUGGAGGGACUCAGAGAAGUGCUGAUGCACAUCAAUCAAGAGCUGCUGGUCAUCCAGAAAGAGUGUGCAUUUGUAAAUUUGUACUUGUCCUGAUAGGUCUUCCAGAAGAGUUUCAUGGAGAUCAGUUCACAACAUUGGAAGGACUUUGAAACAAAUCAUUCAUGUAUUUUAUACUCAUUAUUGCAUGGCUUUUUCCUUAAUAGCCCCACUCCAACAAAACAACCUACUUCCACUCCUCUUGCAAAGAUUAUUAUCAUCAGUAACUGCUUGUCUACUAUGUCUCCAAGGCAAGCCACAGGCUAUGAAUCCAUUCUGCAAAAGGAGCACCAAAAGAAUGCUUAACACAAUUCCUCUAUUUAAAGUUUCGUUGAGUUUUGAUUAUCUUGGUUAUUUGGUUUUCCUUCUAUUCAUUUGAAGUUUUGUUAUUUAUGUGUUGUUGUUUUGUUCAUUUGCUUUUCUAUUUUGAUAUUUUGAUAAGGAUAUAGACUGUAUAUAUUGACUACCUGCAUCUGGUUACUAUCCAGUAAAUUGGAUGUAUUCUGUUGAAUAAAAGAGUAAUAAUCUCAAACUCUUCACUCCUAAGAACCUUCUUUAUUGAUAAUCAGUGUCAACAUCUGAAGUUCCACAGCUAUCAGGGAGGGAUCGAUCUCUGCAUUCUCAUCGGGACUGGGCAUCAAAAUUACUUCCCAGUAAGACUGAGAUUCAAAGGCAGUUUCACAGUCACUGUUCACUGUGUUUCCAACUCUGUGAAUUGCAACUUCAUCAUGCAUAUAUUACCGACUGUGUAUGCUUGCUGUCAAGUAUAUAGUUACCUCUAAAUUAUACGCUGUGGAUGAGAGUGUUGAACAAAUUAAUGGGAUAAACAUUAAUUUUUCUGUAAUAUCUCCCAGGACAUAUAAACAUGGUAUAAUUGAGUUUAAAGCAAUCGGGAAGCCUGCAACCAAAUCCCGUGGCAGAGAGUACUGAACACUCAGGAAUGCAGAUAAUCCUGAGACCACAGGACAGAAAGCCACUUCUGCCCAGCUCUGCCCACAUCUCUGGCCCAAUAUUAAUCUGCAUGAUUCCUCUGGAAACAGGAAUAGAGGAGCUUUCAACGGUAGGAACCUGCUUGGUCCAGCCUGCGCCCAGAACCGCCCCGUGCCCUGAGCAUAUUUGAAGAAAACCAGAGGCAUACAAUUCUCUGUUUCCUGAUUGUAGCAUUUUUUAUUUGAAGCUCUAAACACCAUGUUGUUGUUGUUGAAUUUUAAUAGGAUAUUUUUCAUUUUGAAUUCAAAUGUUCUUCGUUCCUUGUUUUCCAGAAGGAAGUCCAAAUACCAUCGCCCUCCCCCUCUUCUAUAAGGUAUUCCCUUCACCAGCCAUCCACUUUCCCAGCCUAGGAAGGACCAAGGGCUGUUCAUUCCAUUUGUGCCCAAGAAGACCAUCCUCUGAUACACAUGCAGAAGGAGCCAUGGCACAGUCCCUGUAUAGUGUUUGGGUAGUGGUUCAGUCUCUGGGAAUUCUACUUGGCAGGCAUGGUUGUUCUUAUGGGGUUGCAAGUCCAUUCAGCUCUUUCAGUCUUUCUAUAAUUCCUCCAACUGAGGUCCAGUUCUCAGUUCAAUGGUUUGCUGCUAGCAUUAGCCACUGUAUUUGACAUGAUCUGGCUGUGCCUCUCAAGAGACAUCUAUAUCCAGUUCCUGUCAGCAAUGAACUUCUUAGCUUCAUCCACCUUAUCUAGUUUGGAGACUGUAUAUGUAUAGGCCACUCAUGGGGUAGACUCUGAAUGGACAUUCCUCCAGGCUCUGUUCUAAACUUUGCCUCCCUAUCCCUUCUAUGGGUAUCCCCUUUGAAAGAAGGAGUGAAGCAUCAGCAUUUUGGUCAUCUUUCUUGAGUUUCAUGUUGUCUGUGAAUAUUGGUGAAUUCCAGCAUUUGGGCUAAUAUCCACUUAUCAAUGAGUGCAUACCAUGUGUGUGUUUUUGUGAUUGGAUUAAGUCACUCAGGAUGAUAUGUUUUAGUUCAUUCUAUUUGCCUAUGAAUGUCGUGAAGUCAUUUUUUUUUAUAUCUCUGUAGUGCUCCAUUGUGUAGAUGUACCACAAUUUCUGUUUCCAUUCCUCUGUUGAAGGGCAUCUGGGAUCUUUUCAUUUUCUGACUAUUACAAAUAAGGCUGCUAUGAACAUGGUGGAGCGUGUGCCUUGUUGUAUGUUGGAGCAUCUACUGGGUAUAUGUGCAAGAGAGGUAUAGCUGGGUCCUAAGCUAGUGCAAUGUCUAAUUUUCUGAGAAACCUCCAGACUGAUAUCCAGAAUAGUUGUACCAGUCUGCAAUCUCACCAACAAUGGAGGAGUGUUCCUCUUUCUCACAUCUGUGCAAGCAUCUUCUGUCGCCUCAGUAUUUGAUCUUAGCCUUUCAGUCUGGUGUGAGGUGGAAUCUCAGAGUUGUUUUGAUUUGCAUUCCCCUUAUAACUAAAGAUGUUGAACAUUUCUUUUGGUCCUUCUCAGCCACUCCAUAUUCCUCAGCUAUGAAUUCUUUGUUUAGCUCUGAACUGCAAUUUUUAAUAGGGUAUUAGUCUCCCUACAGUCCAACGUCAUGAGUUCUUUGUAUAUUUUGGAUAUUAGCUCUCUAUCAGUUGUAGGAUUAGUAAAGGUCUUUUCCUAAUCUGUUGAUUGCUGUUUUAUCCUAACCAGUGUUCUUUGGGUUAUGGAAGCUUUGUACCUUUAUGAGGUCCCAUUUCUCUACUCUUGAUCUUAGAGCAUAAGCCAUUCGUGUUUUGUUCAGGAAAUUUUUUCCAGUGUCCUUGUGUUCAAGAUGCUUUCCCACUUUUGCUUCUAUUAGUUUGAGAGUAUCUGAUUUGAUGUAUAGGUCCUUGAUCCACCUGGACUUAAGCUUUGUCCAGGGCAAUAAGAAGAGGAUGAUUUGUACUCCUCCAUAUGCGGAUCUCCAGUUGAACCAGCACCAUUUGCUGAAUAUGCUAUCUUUUUUCCACCAAAUGGUUUUGUCUCCCUUGUCAAAAAUCAAGUGCCCAUAGGUGUGUGGGUUCAUUUCUGGGUCUGCAAUUCUAUUCCACUGGUCUAUCCUCCUGUCUCUGUACCAAUAGCAUACAGUUUUUAUCACUAAUGCUCUGUAAUACUGCUUUAGUUCAGGGAUAGUGAUUCCCAGGGAAGUCCUUUUAUUGUUGAGGAUAAUUUUAGCUAUCCCGGGUUUUUUGUUAUUCCAAAUAAAUUUGCAAAUUAUUCCUUCUAACCCUAUGAACAACCGGAUUGGAAUUUUGAUGGGGAUUGCAUUGAAUCUCUAGGUCACUUUGGAGAAAAUGGCCAUUUUUACUAUCUUAAUCCUGCAAAGCCAUGAGCAUGGGAGAUCUUUCCAUUUUCUGAGAUCUUCAAUUUCUUUCUUCAGACACUGGAUGUUCUUGUGACACAGAUCUUACACUUGUUUGAUAAAAGUCUCACUGAGGUAUUUUUAUAUAAUUUGAGACUAUUAUGAAAGGUGUCAUUUCCCUAAUUUCUUUCUCAGCCUGUUUAUCUUUUGGGUAGAUGAAGGCAACUGAUUUGUUUGAGUUAAUUUUAUACCCAGCCACUUUGCUGAAGUUGUUUAUCAGGCUUAGGAGUUCUCUGGUGUAAAUUUUGGGGUGUCUCAUGUAUAUUAUCCUAUCCUCUGUGAUAGUGAUAUUUUGACUUCUUCCUUUCCAAUCUGUAUCCCUUUGACCUCCUCUUGUUGUCUGAUUGCUCUGGCUAAUGCUGGGGACAACAUACAAUGACAGGGACUGCCGGGAGGGAGACAUCUCUGAAGCCUGCAGCAGCUCCUUGUAAAGUAGGGUGGCUUCUGGAAACCUGAGAAGCAGGAGACACAUCUCUCCACGGGACCCACCAUCUUAAAUAAGAGGCUGCGUGCAGCAGUCCGGGAUGGAGACAUCUCAGUAGCCCGCAGUAUCUCUUUGUAAAAACUGGUUGUUUCCAUUUCCCUAACCUUAUUACUGGACAAGGGCUGUAUAGAUUUCAUUUGUGUGUGACUGCCUAUCAGUUGGCCUUGGUGUGCAUAAUUAUUCUAUUAUAUCUGACUUUCUUACUUCUUUCUUCUUCUGCUCUGGUGAAUUCUGUGAAACUAGAUGAUCCUUGAUGUUAUGAUUCUUAGACAAUUGGAAAGUGAUGCACAGGGGCACAGCACAGCACAGCCCUAGUGGCCCAGGUGGAUACUGUGUAUUCUCAUCUUGGAAAAAAAUGUAAUAACUGCACAAUUGCAAUUCCAGAUUAAGGUUUGACUUGAAAAGAACCUUUAAACAUUAUUAGAAAAUGAAUUAGAGCCAACAUUGGGACCAUAAUAAAGGAAAAAGGUAUUGAAGUUAGGAAAUAAGUUUACAUAACAUAUAAGAGUGAUUUCUGGAUAAGGAAGUAUAAAGUAUAUUAAAUCAUAUACUAGAAUACUAAGUCAAAAUAGUCGGACUCUUAUGAGUGUCAUUGUGUGCAAGGAACAGAAAGCUAGCUGAAUUAAUGAGCUAAGGGUUAACUUGAUUCUUUCUGGCCACUGCCUGGCAGUUUUGCCUAUGUCAUUUAUCAGUAGAGCUUCACAGGAAAAUGCAAGUAGCUGACCUCGGAGCUUUGGACUCUGAAGUAUAAAAGUAAAGAGUUAAAGUUUAAAUAAGGAUAAGUUUACAAUUAUUAUUAUUUUGGCCACUGGCAUGGGGAUAGGGAACACUUGAAACUGUGGGGAACAAUUGCAAUUCUUAGUUCUUGAUGGGAUGUAGUUAUUCUCUGAAUUUGAUUUGGAAAUGAUUACACAAUGUCUUUUUUCUACCUGCUUUUGGAUUAUUAAUAAAGGACUGGGGCAAGAGAAAGGCUACAGAACAUGUGAAGAGUAAAUGAGACAGAGCAUGUGGGAGUGAAUGAGAGAGGAAAUGACAGAGCUAAUGUAAGAAAAAAUGUGAGAGCGAAUGAGAGAGCAUGAGAAGAGCAUGUGAAGAGUGAGUGGAGAGAGAAUGUGAUAGUGAAUGAGGGAGCGAAUGAGAGCGCGAGUCUGAGAACAAAUGUGAGAGCCAGGGAGAGAGCAUGAGGAGAGCAUGUGAGAAUGAGUGAGGAGAGAAUAUGAGGUGUGUGUGAAGACUGUGUGUGUGUGUGACAGGAGAGUGCAUGUGGUGUGUGUGAGAUAUGUAUGAGGUGUGUAUGAAGACUGUGUGUGUGUGUGACAGGAGAGUGCAUGUGGUGUGUGUGAGAUAUGUAUGAGGUGUGUAUGAAGAGUGUGUGUGAGAAUGAAAGGAUAAUGAACAGACGUGUGCAUGAUUGUGGGAGUUUGAGAAAAGAAAACUGCAAUAAAAAAGCAGAGUGCACAAAAAAAUGCAGUGUGUGUGCAGUCUCAAGCUGAGAGAGAGAGAGAGAGAGAGAGAGAGAGAGAGAGAGAGAGAGAGAGAGACUUUAAGCGUUGAAGUUGCCUGUCAGUUUGUACCCAAAGAGUAGUCUGUGGAUAUGUAUUAUGCGCCUUCCAGAUAACACUGUUUCCAGGUGAGAACUCUGAUCCUGUGACAGAGGCCAGGAAAGGCUGAAAGAAUGGCUGCAACCCUGAGGGCAAAGGAUAAAACUUUUAGGCCUAGACCUCCUAAUUUAUCUUUUCACCUGAAGCCUUAUUAUUCAAAUUUUCUUACUGGGAUACAACUAUGGUCCUGGUGAGCGUCUUGUCUCUUGGAUGCUCAAUCAGUUCUUUGUUGUCACAGACUGUUUGAGCUUACUCCAGUCACUGGGACUUAUUCACACCUUCAAGUUUCCUGAACUUUUCAGAUUUCUAACAUUUGUGGUAAACUGAGUGACAAAAACAAUGAAUGUUGAGCACUUGGCUGGGGUCCAGUGCAUAUGGAGCUAUGGGUGUAUGGAUAUGGUAAGUCCCUAGGAGUUACUCUAAGAAAGUAGGACUGUGUUAUUAGGACCCCUGUGUGACAUCACUUCACUUUGCCAGCUCUGCCCAGGCUGCAGAGGCACUGAAGGGCCAGCCUUCACCUUCAAGGAGCAACCACUCUUUCAGUCUUUACAGGCUCUCUGUUACUCAACUGGAGGUUUCAGCAGAGGCCUUUCAUCUCAAUAACAGAAGCUUACCUAAUCCAAAACGUUGGGAAGCCAUCCUACACUCCUGAUUGGCUGGUUACCUGAGACCAAACAACAUAGCUCUCUUCUUUAUGCCUUUUUUCCUGAUUCGAACGUAAAUAAUAUGACCAUCUGUGGUGUUGGUGGAAAGAAUAAAAUCAUUAACAUGAAUAACAGGACCAUGCAGAGCAUGGCCUUCACAUUCUAGGUACAGAGUGAAGAGCUAGAGGGAAUUACCAAAGAAAACAAUAAGAAUCCUAAAACAAUUACAGAAAUAAUGAAAUGAAAUAAAAAAAAUCAAAAACAAAAAUACCUUGUGGGUGCUGGAAUUAAAGGCAUGUAUUGACUCUGCUCAGCUUUGUAGGUAUUUCCAAUAAAAAGCAAACAAACAAACAAACAGCCUUAUUAAAAGUGCUGCAUGUGCAGGAGAGAAAGCUGGGAGAUAUCCUGUGCUGCUGCCUGCAUGCUGUGAUUCUGGAGUAACAACUUCCUUGGGAAUAGGAACCUGUAUGCAGUGGGAUCCCUUGCGGGGCCUGUCAUCUCAAAAAGAGGGGCUUCCCUAAUGCAAACCUUGGAAUCCAGUUUGCUUCAGGCAAGGAAUGAAGUCAACCAUCAUUAGUGAAAGAGCAAGGGAAAAAUUACAUAGGAAAAAAUAUGGGCCUUAAUCAGAAAAGAUCCUCAACUUCUAAGGCCUCCACAAUCUCCACCCCUCUCUUCUGAGCUUGGCUUGGUGAUGUUGUGUAACUCCAGAUGGUAGGAAAAGGCAGAGUUCUUCCCAGAAAAGUCAUACAUGAUUUUCACCCUGACAUCUGUGAGGUGAGGUGGCAUCUUAUCACAGAGUCAGCAUACCCAGGAUAAGGACACAGAAGCCACAGAUGACAAUGCCAAAUGGACUCCCUCCUGAUCUCAGGGACCCAUUAAAAUUGAGGUUUAGCCUAACCUUAGGCCAACCCACUCCCUGCCCAUCCGCCUGAUUUUUAUGUUUGCUCUGAGUAAAAGAUCAGAGUGGAGCCCCAAAUAUCCUCAUGAUUGGGCUUGGAAAUUCAGGAGAAACGAUAUUGGAGAAGGGAUGGCUAUGUGGUUACAAUGUGGUAACUAGUUUCUGACCAGGAACCUCGUCCUUAGCCAAUGGGGACUUUAAGGCCGGGCCUCCUGCUUGUUCCAGUGCAGGCUAAGACUUCAGGGUCAGGCCAGCUCCUGAGCCCCACACAGGGCUGCCUGCAUACCCUUGUGACUGCAUUAGAGCUAGAGUGCUCUCUGCCCAAUCCCCUUCUCUCCUCUUUGUCACAGCCAUGGUCCCCAAGAGCACUUGUCAAACACCUUUAUACAUCUAUGUCAAUCUCAAAGUCAGAUUCCCAGAGAAUCAAUCCCCAUAGCUGACCAUAAAUGAGUAUUCACUGUGUGUGUGUAUAUAUAUAAUGUUUUAGAACACAGAAUGGGGAUUCUUGGUGAAAGCUUCGUGGACAUGUGGCUUUGCUAGAUGUCUUUGCACUGGGAUCUUUCCACAUGACUUAGAUAUCCUUGACAUGAGGUCAUUACCCACCACUUUGCCAUUUCAGUUUCGUUUUUCUUUUGGAUGCUAAUGCUCUUUGACAUAAGAUCCAAGGAUGAACUUCCAUACUGGGCUAUGGUUUCAGACGUGAUUUACAGCCCUGUGGCCCUCGGGUUGUUUCCUUUUGAUCCUAGAGGUUGAUUAAUCUUUCCAGCAAGGCUUCCAGUACUUGAUAGGAUUGUGCUACAUGCUGUCAGAGCAGAGUUAUACAGAAUUCAUAUGUUGGCCUUCCUCUGACAGUGCUUACCUUUGCCAAGUCCACAAACAGGGCAGCGCUUGGAAAAAACCACUGCAGGCUAAGAAAUGAUAUAUGUGGGUCUACCCCUGGCUCCUUGAGAAAUGUAAGAGGAAUAUGGUCUUGGCUUACUGGAAGUCUUAUCCCAAGACUAGGGAAGGGGACUCCAGAGAGCACUAAGCCUUCUCCUCAUCCAUCAUAGUCUGUAUAGCCUGUGGCUUUCAUGUGGUCAGUGUGAUGACCUCAUAAUGUUCUAGGUAAUUCUGCCAUGUUCUGUCUCUAUACCUAGACAUGACCUCAGGUGUACAGUCACAUUGGAAACAUAAAAAGCCUUGCAUCUGAAUUGUGAAAUUCAAUGUGUGUUAUAUUUAAAAUACCACAAUAAUUGAGUGGCCAUUGCUACAGUAAAUAUUAUUAGGGGGUAUCUACCCCACUGUAGAUCAUUUAGUUCCCAAAUAAAAGACACAAAACUUUUAGAUUUAGAAUAAGCCUUAAAGUACUAGAACUGGGCAGACAUCAACCCUCUGUGCUAUUUUUUCUGCUUCCCUGUCCAUAACCCGGAGGUAUUGCUUGCCAUGCUCUGCCUGGACCACUCCUGUUCUGACAGGCUGGCCCUCAUGGCAAUACACUCACGAUCCACCUACCCUAUGGGGUGGUGUCUCCUUCCUUGUCCUCCCAUGUCCUUUCUCUCUCCUCGUGGACCCUGCCUGAGUCCCCAGGCCCAGGGAAACUUUGCCCUGUCCCCUCUCUUCUGCCCAGCCCAUGUUGUAGGGAUUUUAUUAACCAAUCAGGGAUAACAUAGGAGGCAAAAAAAAAAAUCUGGUAUACAUGAGGAUCUCCUUGUCUUGGAGCAACCAGGCGUUAGGGUACAGAAUUUAGCAUUUGAAUAUACAGCAGCACAGACCAACCCAUUAUAUGCCGAUCUACUUUGUAGUUGGACUCAAAGCUUGGCUCUCACACCCGUUAGAUAUUCAACCCUGGAGAAGUUAUUUUACCUUUGUGUGACUCAAUUCCCUUAUCUGCACAGUGAGGAUGAUAACGAGUGUUUAAUUCACAGAGUUGUCUUUGGGACUGAUGAGUCAAUAUAUUUAGUAGUUAAGUAGUGGCUAUCAUUGCCAAGGUUUUCCCAAGUCACGUCUAGGAGGUCAACUGACUCCUAGGUGAGUCUUUGGUUACACUGCUUCAGUUUUCUGUUGCUACACUGUCCAAAUGGCACCCACUGGUCACACGUGGCUAUUUGAGAUGAACUAAACUUAGAACUAAAAUCUGCAUCUUUAGUCACAUCAGGCAAACCAGGAGGCAAACAGCCAGCCAGAAUCCAUAGCCAGAAACACUGCAGAUAUAGAAUAUUUCUAUCAUCUACAAAUUUCUCAUGGACAGCAGUGGUCUAGGUUCUUGGUGUCUGGUUUUUCCUUCAGGGAGAAUUACUUGCUGUACUAAUAUCCAACGGUUUAUUUUUAAAGCAACGUUACCAAAAUAUGACUUACUCACCCCCAAAUUAAUCCAGUUCAAGUCUACAAUGCAAUGGUUCCCCAUAAAUCUACCCGAGUUCGUCGCUAGACCACGGAACAAAAGAACGAGAGUGUAUGCAGUUAUGUAAAAUGGUAUGCAACAGUAUUGACCACUGCAUAAUUAUAGUGCACUACUUUUGAAUUCUUCAAAAUUCAGGCCUUUUAUUGAUAGUUGUACAAAAAUACAUUAUCCUAGAGUUGAGAAAAUAUUAUACAGAAUUUCAUCUGGACUUUAUAUUUCAUUGAGACUUUAAUAUUUUUGCAUCUUUUGCCAGUAUCUUUAGAUUCUUUGUAAGAGUUUAUUUUGUGGAUUUUUUUGCCGAUCUGGUCACUAUUUGAUGCCAUUUCAAUGUUCUCAGGAUUUUGAUGAAAAUAAUACCACAAUGAUAAAGUGAUACUCAUUUUCUUGAGCCAUUUACAUAUGUAUAUACACACAUAUGGGAAGUUAUGUAUACAUAUUUCUAUGCUAUACUGUGUAGAAUACAAUUCUAUUAUACGUCAACAUAUACAGUUUGCUCAAUAUGAUUUCUGUGAAUGUUAUCAGUCAUGGGGAAAUAAUAAGAGCCUGAAUAAACAUGGACAAUAUUUGCAGAAUGCACAUAAAAUUGAA
Messenger RNA from Rattus norvegicus (Norway rat), 13429 nucleotides. RefSeq lists its product as uncharacterized. Lineage: Eukaryota; Metazoa; Chordata; Mammalia; Rodentia; Muridae. The record is from RefSeq and is a predicted model, not a curated record.